This is a messenger RNA of Lathyrus oleraceus (garden pea), 1119 nucleotides long. Its product is annotated as MADS-box protein AGL24. The record is from RefSeq and is a predicted model, not a curated record. NCBI's taxonomy places the organism in Eukaryota, Viridiplantae, Streptophyta, Magnoliopsida, Fabales, Fabaceae. Gene Ontology annotation, cellular component: nucleus. Bases 289 to 927 code for a protein of 212 amino acids. Gene Ontology annotation, molecular function: protein dimerization activity; DNA-binding transcription factor activity; RNA polymerase II transcription regulatory region sequence-specific DNA binding. Gene Ontology annotation, biological process: positive regulation of transcription by RNA polymerase II. The transcript is spliced from 9 exons.
AAAAAUAGUAUUGUACGGAAACAGGAAACAAAGAUAGGAACAUGACCAUGAAAAGAAAGGAAACAACCUCACCCUCACAUCAUUUUUAUUAUAUCUGAAUCUCAACUUGCACAAAAUAAUAAAUUCUGUUUGGGAAUCGUAAAUAGUUCCCUUCCGAUCUCAAUAAGAUAAACUGGUUCGGUUUGUUCUUGUAACUUCCGCUUUCUCUCUCUCUCUCUCUUCAUAGUUCAUAAAGUAACCUAAAUUUUGAGGUGAGUGCAGUUUAAGAGAGAGAGGAAUAAUAAUAGUAUGACAAGAAAGAAGAUACAGAUCAAGAAAAUCGAUAACAUCAGUUCAAGGCAAGUGACUUUCUCUAAGAGGAGGAAAGGGCUUUUCAAGAAAGCUCAGGAGCUUUCAACUCUCUGUGAUGCAGAUGUAGCUCUUAUGGUUUUUUCUGCAACUAAUAAGCUCUUUGAGUAUGCUAGUUCCAGUAUGCAACAAGUAAUUGAAAGGCGUAAUGGAUGUUCUGAAAAUCAUAGAUUAAUGGACCGUCCAUCUACGGAUCAGUUUCAGGUUGAGAGUGAGUCCAGCGACACACUGCACAAGAAAUUAGAAGAUAAAUCUCGUGAACUGAGACAAAUGAAUGGAGAAGAUUUGCAAGAAUUGACAGUACAAGAACUCCAGAAACUAGAGACUCUACUUAGAAGAAGUUUGUCCAGUGUCUCAAAAAAGAAGGAUGAAAUGUUUAUUCAAGGCAUCAACACCCUUAAGAGAAAGGAAGUGGAACUGAUCCGAGAAAAUCAAAGACUGAAGCAUGUUGUACCAGACCUUAUAAUUGGACAAAGGCAACAAUCAUUGGAAUCGGUUAUUAGACGUUCAUCUUAUUUUCUUGAAGACGGUGGUGACAGUGACACUUCUCUCAAGUUAGGGUUACCAUUUCAUAAUUAAAUAAAUGAAGUUUGGUUAUAGGACUUUGAGAAGAAGAUAACAGUUUCGCUUCCUUUCUAUGUCGCUGAAUAACAGUAACUUGCUAUUUAAAAAUAAGUCAUGUAAAGUAAUAAAAUCUAGCUAAGUAAUGUGAGGUCUUGUUUGUAGAAUUGUAAUUGUUCUAUAUUCUUAUGGAAAAUUGAUUCACCUAAA